AUGUCCUUCCCACCAUACCAGUACCAGGACUACCGCAACCAUGCCCAGCAGAUCAAUUCCCACACCAACAUGAUCCCAAUGAUGCAGCCUCAGUACCUGUCGUCUCCUCAAAACAGAUAUCAGUACUUCCAACAUCCACAGCAACCGCCUCAGCAACAGUACCACCAUGUGAUGCCGCAAUAUCACCACCCACAUCCCCACCAACUCCAGCAGCAUGCGCACGCACAAUACGGAGGAUAUCCGAUGGAUGAUGAUUCGAUCGGACAGCAGCAGCAGCAGCCAGUUCAACAGCAACAGCAAUCGAUUGGUUCCGGACCUUCGCGUACGGUUUACUUAGGAAAUAUCCCCGAAGACCUCUCUCCACGCCAGUUGCUUGAUCACGUUCGCUCUGGAACGGUAGAAAACGUGCGAAUUUUUUCCGAGAAAAACUGUGCUUUCGUAUCGUUUUUGGACGACCAUUCUGCUAUGCUUUUCCACUCAGACGCUAUCUUGAAAAGGUUGACUAUUGGUGAUAACGACAUCCGUAUUGGCUGGGGAAAGCCGUCACCGGUAGCACCUGUUGUGAUGGAGGCAGUCUCCAGGUACAAUGCCACGCGAAACGUAUAUUUGGGCAAUCUCCCAGCUGAAUUUUUUGACUCUGAAGAGGCCAAAGAAGAGCUGCUGAAGGACCUUGAGGAGUUUGGAACCGUUGAGAGCUGCAAGUUUCUGAGGGAAAAGCGGAUUGCUUUUCUCCAUUUCACCUCCAUUCUGAGCGCAAUCCGCACGGUCCAAAACCUGCCUUUGAAGGACAAUUUCAGGGACCGCAAAGUGUCCUACGGAAAGGAUAGAUGUGCGUUUAUCACCAAGACCCAGCAACACAAUGCAGCCCAGUACCUUGGACUCAACCCCAACUUUGACAACAGACAAAUUCUAUCUCACGUGGAUCGCGAGUUCAUUUCGAACGCUCUUGUCCAGCAAUCCAAUGCUGCUGCUGCGAUCGCAACAUCUGCUGGUGGAGCCAAUAAUCUUGGCAAUAGAACGGUGUAUCUGGGCAACCUGCACCCAGAGACCACGCUUGAAGAAAUCUGCAAUGUGGUAAGAGGAGGCAUUCUUCAAAACAUCAGACUCAUUCGUGAGAGGCACGUAUGCUUCAUUACCUUCAUUGACCCAAUUGCUGCAGCUCAAUUCUUUGCCAUGAGCUCUCUGAAUGGACUGAUCAUUCAUGGAAGAAAGAUCAAGAUUGGCUGGGGCAAACACAGUGGUGGGCUAUCUAAUGCUCUCAGUUUGGCAGUGGGCAAUGGUGCUAGCAGGAACAUCUAUAUUGGAGGCUUGGAUGAUGACGAUGUAGUGAUUGAAGAGGACGAAGGGGCUGACGACGAGAAUAAUGAGACCACUGAUGAGACCACCGAUGACACCAAGAGCACUACAAAGACUAAAGAGUCUUCUGCGGGGUCUCCAGAGGCCACAGAUCCAUCAACCCCAACCACAGAUGAUACAGACCCGGAGCAUACUACCAGCUCGAAGAUCACCUUCUCCAACAAGAAACUCCACGAAGACUUCAAACAAUUUGGAGAAAUUGAGCAGAUCAACUUUUACCGCGAAAAGCAUUGUGCUUUUGUGAACUUUACCAAUAUCUCGAACGCAAUCAAGGCAAUGGAUGGCAUCAAGGAGCACAAGGACUACCUGAAGCUAAAGAUUAACUUUGGUAAGGAUAGAUGCGGAAAUCUCCCUAGACAAUUCAACAAAAACCACGAAAAUCCUGCUAUGAAAGACGAUGAUUACUACGGAGGAAGCCAGCACAGUUUUGGCCUUUCUGCGAACACAGACGAAGACAGUGGUUCUCAGGGUAUGGGAUAUUCCCAGAACGGGUUCAGAAACGCUAUUGGUAACAUCGACGAAGACGAGAACGAGACGUGA
Kuraishia capsulata CBS 1993 is the source of this 1896-nucleotide messenger RNA. RefSeq lists its product as uncharacterized. Lineage: Eukaryota; Fungi; Ascomycota; Pichiomycetes; Pichiales; Pichiaceae. Gene Ontology annotation, molecular function: pre-mRNA binding; U6 snRNA binding. The transcript has a single exon. Gene Ontology annotation, cellular component: Prp19 complex; U2-type catalytic step 1 spliceosome; U2-type catalytic step 2 spliceosome. The coding region runs from base 1 to 1896 and encodes 631 amino acids. The record is from RefSeq and is a predicted model, not a curated record.